Molecule: messenger RNA, 531 nt
Organism: Erpetoichthys calabaricus (reedfish)
Lineage: Eukaryota; Metazoa; Chordata; Cladistia; Polypteriformes; Polypteridae
Product: EKC/KEOPS complex subunit LAGE3
Exons: 3
Coding region: 62-352 (96 amino acids)
Cellular component (GO): EKC/KEOPS complex
Source: RefSeq, a predicted model, not a curated record
AAAACUGGGGAAUCGGAGCUUUCGAAUUUAGCGCCGAGUUUACGUGACGUCACGGGCCAAGAUGGCGGGGGCCCCGGAGCUUCCGAACAGGUUGGAGUUUAAAUUGACUGUCCCGUUCCCUUCGGAGAAGUUGGCGUGGAUUGCGCAGAGGUCGCUAUCGCCAGAUCCGGAGCCCCGGAAAGGUGGCAUUAGCAAACACGUUUCGGUGACGGACAGCAUCCUGAAUGUGUCAUGGAUGGCAGAUGAAGCUCGAAUCCUGCGUGUUUCAGUCAGCUCCUUCCUGGAUCACUUGGCUCUUGUAUUGGAAACCAUGGAAGCUUUUGGCCCUCCUUCAGUCUCUGGAUUAAAAUAAUAAUUUUUUUUUAAUGGAAAUAAUUACAUACUGCAUAUGAUUUUAAUUUUAUCUACAUAUUCUACAGCAUGCAUUUCUGUUGUGUACCCUUAUUUUAUUUUCCUUCAGAGUAAUUUGAAUUUGCAUGCUGUAUUAGAGACUCAUGGUGAAACUAUGCAUGAGAAAGAAAAAAAAAAGAA